GUGUGUGUAUAUAUAUAUAUAUAUAUAGAGUUUCCCCAAAACGAGCUUCUCACACUUCUCGGAUGUUUGGUUCUCUCCACCGCUGAAACGACGAUGAACGCCGCAGCUCCUCCUGAUUUCAUCCAAGUCACAGACUACCAGAACGGAAGCGAUUCCGACACCAACAUCGACGACGACGAUGCAGCCGCCGCCGAGUUCUACCAGCCAGUCUCCGCCGUCGAUUCCGAAGAUGACGAAGACCAGAUCGGAAACGACGCCGCUCCGAUCCACUCCCAGCUGCACUCCAACGGCGUCACUGUCAAUCAGGUCGAGGGGGGAAUCUCGUUUCUCCAGCUAAACGACGACGUCGGGCGCAAUGAUCACUUGAACAGCAGUAGGGAUGGCGAAGCGGAAGAAGAAGAAGAAGUGGAGGAGGAGGAGGCUUCCGAUUAGGCGAUCAUGAGGGCGUUCAGAGAAGACGAGAGUCGCAGAAACGCGCCGCUGACGGCGGAGAACGCGACGAGGGUCAGAGAGGCCAUGCGUGGAAUUUCAUUCGCCGGAACUCCUCCGCAUUGGGCGGAGCUGAUCGCUGAGAACAACUGGAUGGACCGCCUUCACGGGGUCGGACAAUCUUCGUCCCGGAGCUAAAACAGUUUAAUUGUAUUCUCUCUUUUUUAUCUGUUUGGAGUGGACUGCAAAUUUUCAAAUAUGUUGGGUGUAAAAUAUAAUUUCAAUAAUAUUAAUAUCCAGCAAUUCACAUAA
Molecule: messenger RNA, 741 nt
Organism: Malus domestica (apple)
Lineage: Eukaryota; Viridiplantae; Streptophyta; Magnoliopsida; Rosales; Rosaceae
Source: RefSeq, a predicted model, not a curated record